Molecule: messenger RNA, 737 nt
Organism: Temnothorax curvispinosus
Lineage: Eukaryota; Metazoa; Arthropoda; Insecta; Hymenoptera; Formicidae
Product: selenoprotein F
Exons: 5
Coding region: 245-709 (154 amino acids)
Cellular component (GO): endoplasmic reticulum lumen
Molecular function (GO): oxidoreductase activity
Source: RefSeq, a predicted model, not a curated record
UUUUCUAAUUCUUUUUCGCGUCGGCAGUGUCGACACAUAUUACAGCGUUCUCUGUUGGCGUAUCGUGUAAGCGCUUCGCUGCAAACUCCGAAUUGCUCCGAAUCGGUGUCCACAGUCCACAACGAUCUUUCAGGUAGUUAAAAGCGAGGAGCAUUUAAUAAGAUCUCUCCCCCUAGAGGACAAAAAUUGUAUAAAAUAUUGGUGCUCAUUGCUGCUAAAAAAGUUAGGUACACGAGGCGACAGAAUGAAUCAUUUACAUACGGUUUUACUCCUGUUCAUUGUUGCGAUGGACAUUUCCGUCGCAGAGUUUUCAGCGGACGAUUGCAAGAUGCUAGGAUUCAAUAAAGCCAACGUGCUCUGCUCGACUUGUGAACAUUUUGCCAAAUCUGAUCUAGAAAAGAUUUAUGCUACAUGUAAGGAAUGUUGCCUAAAGGACAACGAUUACGAUUUGUCUGGAUCGAAACGCUAUCCUAAGGCUGUCCUCGAAGUGUGCACGUGCAAAUUCGGGCAAUAUCCGCAAAUACAAGCCUUCAUCAAAAGCGACCGACCGAAAAAAUAUAAGAACCUCAGCAUAAAGUAUGUAAGAGGUUUAGAUCCGAUCAUCAAGUUGUACGACGCGGAAAAUAAGGUUGAAGAUGUACUCGACAUACACAAGUGGGAUACAGACUCUGUAGACGAAUUUCUGUCGACCCAUCUUUCUAAGGAUUAAUAAAAUUAGGAAAUAUAUUGCAUUAAUA